This is a messenger RNA of Callorhinchus milii (elephant shark), 986 nucleotides long. It is a transcript of the gene polr3h, whose product is annotated as polymerase (RNA) III (DNA directed) polypeptide H. The transcript has 6 exons. The coding region runs from base 31 to 666 and encodes 211 amino acids. Gene Ontology annotation, molecular function: DNA-directed RNA polymerase activity; DNA binding. Lineage: Eukaryota; Metazoa; Chordata; Chondrichthyes; Chimaeriformes; Callorhinchidae. Gene Ontology annotation, cellular component: RNA polymerase III complex. The record is from RefSeq and is a predicted model, not a curated record. Gene Ontology annotation, biological process: DNA-templated transcription; transcription initiation at RNA polymerase III promoter.
CCCUCUCUCUCUGCUCGGCCUGUGACCGCCAUGUUUGUGCUGGUGGAGAUGGUGGACACGGUGCGGAUCCCCCCCUGGCUGUUCGAACGCCGGCUGAACGAUGCCAUCGCAGAGGAACUGAACAAGAAGCUGGCAAACAAGGUGGUGUACAAGGUCGGCCUGUGUAUCUGUCUGUACGACAUUACCAAGCUGGAAGACUCGUACAUUUUCCCUGGUGACGGGGCAUCUCACUCCAAAGUUCAUUUCCGAUAUGUGGUCUUCAGACCUUUUCUGGAUGAGAUUAUUAUCGGGAAAAUUAAAGGCUGCAGCCAGGAGGGGGUGUACGUGACUCUGGGAUUUUUCGAUGACAUCCUGAUCCCUCCGGAGUCCUUACAGCAACCGGCAAAGUUUGACGAGACGGAGCAGGUGUGGAUGUGGGAGUACGAGACGGAGGAGGGAACCCACGACCUGUACAUGGAUGUGGGCGAGGACGUGCGUUUCCGGAUGGUGGACGAGAUCUUCAUCGACACGUCCCCUACAGGCCCCAGCGCAGCCGACACCCCCUCCCCAGCCCCGGCCCCUGUCCCCGCCCCAGAGGAGACCCUGAAAAAAGAGUCUCCCUACACGCUGACGGGAUCCAUCAGUGAGCCAGGACUGGGGCUGUUGUCCUGGUGGACAAACGGUUAACGGGGAAAGCCGGCCGAGCAGGCUGUGACUGAAACGUGGAGUGCGGAGCUGGGAGGGGAAUCUCCUGUUCCUUUUUUUUGGGGGGGGGGGACUCGGAUCAUUUUCUUCCCCAACAAAAAAACCCAUCUUCCCGUUAUCCGGGAUCCCCCCCCUCUCCCCCGUAUCCCGUCCGUCGUCCCCUCGGGAACAGGGGAUGGGCGGAGAGUGCGGCUCAGCAACAACCGUCGGCGGAGGUUUCGUUGCGUGUGUGUUUGUUGCCGCAGGAAGGUGUGACAGGAGAGGUGGAACGUGGCAAUAAAGAUAACUGCAUUCACUUGGGA